AUGAAGCUUUUACGACUAGCCCCAAUACCGCUCGCGUUUGCUAUGUCGGAACUCUUCAACCGCUGCAUAGAGGAAGGCGUUAUGCCCUCCUUGUUAAAAACCAGCAAAGUUGCUCCGAUCUUUAAGGGUAAAGGAAAGAGAGCGGACAUAGAUGGAUACCGGCCUAUUUCUAUCAUCCCUGCAGCAUCAAAAGUUCUCGAGAGUGGCCUGAGUAGCCGUCUCUCCAACUUCUUGGUCGAUACGAGUGCGCUGUCUGAAAGACAAUAUGCGUACCGCCCUGGACACUCGACGACUUCUCUAACUCGAGAACUAAUCCGGCGUAUCAUGGUCGCCAAGGAGAGUCAACUGCAAGUAGCAAUUGUGUGCUGUGACCUCUCCAAGGCCUUCGAUGUGGCCGACCAUGCUCUACUAGAAGCGAAGCUGCAGCACUACGGCAUUAGUGGCUCAUCGCUGGCUCUGUUUACUAGCCUACUCAAAGAAAGGUCCCAAAUAACAGUUAGUGACGGUGCAAAGGUUCCCAAGACGCUAGCUGCAUUUCCGCGCUGGACCGCGAUCGAUAACCUCUGCACCAGGAAUGACCCGGAGCGGGGAUCGAGCCCCCUCUCCCUCAGGCGACUCCCGAGCUCCAAAAAGAAGGCCCGAGCCUCCGAGCACCAACACCCAGUGGUCUCCACCGCGAGCGGAACAAACAAGUACGCGAGGGGACGCGACUCGUACAAGCGGAUGGAAAUCUAUGACGACAUCGGCUCCAGCUUGCUGAUGUACUUGGAGUCGCAGGUCAAAACCACUAGCUCUUCCAUAUGGAGCUUGCUGCUGUAUUUGGAGUCGCAGGUCAAAACCACCAGGUCUUCCAUGUGGAGGCAGCUGUCAGUUUCGUACGAGCUCGUCAGGGCCCGCGAGAAGCUCUCCCGCGCCCACUCAGAUCUACAGCACCUGAGUCACUCAGACCAACACCUGAGUCACUCAGACCUGGUGGAGGACGCAUCAGUGCGUGUUGCCAGUAAUCUGGCGACGGGCGUUGAGCAUUUGAACGCGCUUGUGCAGUAUCUGAAGGCAGAUCGUCUGGAGAUUGAGGAAGUGCAAGCUGUUAUUGAUUAUUAUAAGACAACGUUCUUUAUAAACGGAACAGUGAAAAUUCCGGACAUCAAGAGCAACGAUGGACCAAACUAUGCAAAGGAUUGGAAAACCUGUUUGGACAAGCUGAGGCGAUUUCAGUAUGGCUUCAGGAGUGUAAUAAGGACAUCAGUGCAGCACGAAGUGUGGACAGCCCGUCGCACCCUCGGCGUCGGCGUCGGGAUAUUCGUGGCGCUGCUGAUCGCGACGCCUGUGCUUAUACUGCUGCUACGGAACACUAUCACCACCAUGCAGGGUUUCUCCACCUCCAUAGUAACCACAACCCAGCGGCUGAUGGCCGAAAAACAGAAAAGCGAUCUGCUUCUCUCAAAGAUGCUCCCAAUGCCAGUGCUGCAACGGCUACGAGCACAAAAGACCGUCCCAGCAGAGGCCUUUGACGCAGUCACGAUAUUCUUCAGUGAUAUUGUGGGGUUUACGGCCAUAUCGGCUAAUAGCACGCCUAUGGAGAUUAUCAAUAUGCUUAACAUGCUAUAUCGGUUAUUUGAUGAAAAAAUAACGCAGUAUAAUGUCUACAAAGUAGAAACUAUAGGCGAUGCAUAUAUGGCUGUUUCUGGCUUGCCUCAAAGAAAUGGGAACAAGCACGCAUCAGAAAUAGCGGACAUGUCCCUCUCCCUAAUGCGGAGCCUGGAUGGAGCCACAGUCCCCCAUUGCCCCGACUCGGCGCUGAAAAUACGCGCUGGGGUGAACACGGGGCCCUGCGUCGCGGGGGUUGUCGGGACCUGUAUGCCGCGUUACUGCCUGUUUGGUGAUACUAUUAACACGGCGAGUCGUAUGGAGAGUACAGGCGAAGCUAUGAAAAUCCACAUAUCAGACACGACGAAGAGGGCGCUAGACGACAUCGGCGGGUACGAGGUGGAGUCUAGGGGGAUUACAGAAAUUCCUGGUAAAGGCCAGAUGGAAACAUUCUGGCUCGUCGGUAAGUUGGCGGGGCUCCAACUUGAGAGCCCCAGUGGUCCUCGGCUAAAGGAUUACGACCAGGAAUUCAUAGAAAUGCUCAUAUCGUAGAUAUUUACAUAGAAAUUGUAGUUGCAGUCGCAAGUGCCCCUCUGUACUUUACAAAAAAUCAAGUCCCGUAUUCCUGGGCAGAUGGAACUGCCCAAGUGUCAGUGCCACUUUUAUCAAUUAAGGGGUUGCCAGCCCAUCGCCCAUACUACAAUUGAAGCCAUAUCCUAUAAUUGACUUCUACGAAACCGAUGGAAAUUGUUUGUGCAAUUAGUGACUAUGUCUUGUUGAGGUGUCAUUUACAUCACACCUACUGGUGAUUAAAAGUAACAUGGGGUUACUUUGUCAAUGAUCAUUCUUGCCCCGAGAUUAAAAGUAACCCCAGAACAAAGUGCCGUUGUUAAGAGCCGUAAUCAUAAGUGUCAUGGUAAAAAUGUGCAUGUUUGAAGCAGAUGGUAUCGUUAACUAGAGGAGAAAUGUGGUAACCAUGUACAUAUUGUACAUAGUACAUGAAAAUGAUUAUAUUAUUUAUACAUAUAGAUUCCUAGAUUCA
This is a messenger RNA of Leguminivora glycinivorella, 2629 nucleotides long. RefSeq lists its product as uncharacterized. The record is from RefSeq and is a predicted model, not a curated record. Bases 1 to 2139 code for a protein of 712 amino acids. Lineage: Eukaryota; Metazoa; Arthropoda; Insecta; Lepidoptera; Tortricidae. The transcript has 12 exons. Gene Ontology annotation, molecular function: peptide receptor activity; guanylate cyclase activity. Gene Ontology annotation, biological process: intracellular signal transduction; receptor guanylyl cyclase signaling pathway; cGMP biosynthetic process.